Molecule: messenger RNA, 753 nt
Organism: Ectocarpus siliculosus
Lineage: Eukaryota; Phaeophyceae; Ectocarpales; Ectocarpaceae
Source: the annotation of a GenBank genome assembly
UCAUAGUCGUGCAUGCCGUAGUCGUUUGACCAUUGACCUCGCAUCCCUACAAAGCCGGGACGGAGCACGCCGGGUUCUCACCGGACCAGGCUCUCACAUCACCAAGCGCGAAGCGCCGUGAGGUAUUUGGCGAGUCGCAUGAAGGGAAGGUGCACCCGAAGACCUUCGAACAGCUUCGGAAGACCGUGCUACCCACCGCAAGAAGGAGCUGAGGACUCUAUACUCGGCGAGCUAAAGCAGAACUCGAACGGGUCCCCGGUGUCCCACCUCAACAACACGGACAUCGAGAAGAUGGCCGAUCCCCCGUGCACUCGCGACAGCUCCCUGUCGGGAGGAGGCGGGAACCUGCGGAAGUCCGGCUCCGUGAUCCACGGCGAAAGGAGGGGGGCAGGACGACCGAUUGGUCGCGCGCAGAACAGCCGGCCCCUGGAUAGUGCUCCUAGCAGGACGAGGGUGUCAACCCAGACGUUCGAAGGGGCCAAGCACCAGGCCGCUGAGUGUCCGUUCGAGGACUCCUGCCUCGCCGUCUUCAGGCUGACGGCGAGCCAUGUGGAGACGAACAUCGUUCUCCACGGACAGGCCGGUGUCAGGGCAAAAAGAGUGGUUACAUGCUUGGCGACACCGACGAGGGCAGGCUUGCCGCUUCCACCACGGCCUCCGCCGCCUCCGAGACAGCAGCAGCGACCACGACACCGGGGAAGGGCAAGGGGAGAGCAGGGGGCACAGACGGCGGUCGCAAAAUGGCGACAUUAG